This is a messenger RNA of Anopheles maculipalpis, 878 nucleotides long. RefSeq names its product nucleolar protein 12 (gene vito). The record is from RefSeq and is a predicted model, not a curated record. NCBI's taxonomy places the organism in Eukaryota, Metazoa, Arthropoda, Insecta, Diptera, Culicidae. The transcript is spliced from 2 exons. The coding region runs from base 33 to 878 and encodes 281 amino acids. Gene Ontology annotation, cellular component: nucleolus. Gene Ontology annotation, molecular function: RNA binding.
GAAAUUGUGUUGAAACCCCUUUGUGAUCCACCAUGAAACGAAAAUCAGAGAGUGGCAAUAAACAGCCGUUUGAGCGGAAAAAGACCGAACUGGUGUUUGACCCACAGAAACGGGUGGAAUUCCUUACUGGAUUUCACAAACGCAAGCAACAUCGACGGAAAAUAGCUCAAGGUGAAAUGCAGCGAAAGCUGAAGGAAGAAACAAAACGUAUACGCACGGAGGCGAAAGAAAAGAUGAAAAACUUGUACCAUUCGUACAAACCCAUACCGGAGCUAACGGAAGAGGACAAAGCCGAGGACCAGGAAGAGGAGUACGAUACGGAAAAUGUAACCGUAAAGGUAGUGGAGCUGUCUACCCGCGACCUAGCAAAGGAAAACAAUUGGCUCGGUGAAAACCGUGUUAUGGUAAAUGAUGAUAACGAGUCAGAAGCGGAGGGCUCUGCGAGUGACGACGAGGAGGAGCUCGACGAACAUCAGCUGGGAGUUAUACCGGGCAUGGAGCUGGAGGGAGAGAAAAAGGUAAAAAGAAAGCAUAAACCUUUGGCCGAAGAAGAUGCAAACGACGACACCAAGGAAAAAGACGAUAAGAGUGCGAUGGAAAAAGUGAAACCGAAAAAGGGACCGGUACUCAAUCUGGAUGGUAUACGGUCGAAGAAGGAGUUGAAUCACAAGCUAAAACGGUACGCACUGAAAUCUAUGAAAAACAGCCAAGCUUUCCGGCAGAAAGAGCGAGUACAUAAACAGAAGCAGCUUAAAAAAUCUCGCCGCAUCCGACACCAGAAGGAGAAACACUUGAAGCAGAAAAAGGGCUUCAGGGACCGCAAAGCUGCUGGCACUGCUGGUGGUCGAGACUCAAAACGGAAACGAAAGGACGAUUGA